UCAAGCUUUGUGCAAAUUUGUUAUUCAAUCUCUCAAGCUUCGAUGAACCUUCAAGCUUCAGGUUCAACAUUCAAGCUUCGCUUAACCUUCAUUCUCCAUUCAACUUUAGGUUAUAUAAUUUGGGAAUUAGGUUGCUUCUUUAAAAUACACUCAGCUUCUCCAUCAAGUUUGUCAGGUUGCAAACUACCUAAAAGAUAUUGGUGUGAAAAAGGGAGAUGUUGUGAUUAUUUAUUUGUCGAUGCUAAUGGAACUUCCUAUCACAAUGCUUUCUUGUGCUCGCAUUGGUGCUGUUCAUUCGGUACUACCAUCAAUGAUUUAAGACAUAGUCGAUACUGCCAUCAAUGAUUCAACU
This is a messenger RNA of Trifolium pratense (red clover), 352 nucleotides long. RefSeq lists its product as uncharacterized. Bases 43 to 345 code for a protein of 100 amino acids. The transcript has 4 exons. The record is from RefSeq and is a predicted model, not a curated record. Lineage: Eukaryota; Viridiplantae; Streptophyta; Magnoliopsida; Fabales; Fabaceae.